GCGAUACGAGCUGAUAGGCACGGUGGGCAGGGACUGAGCCGGUCACGCUCCCUCGCUCUCUUCCCUUCCCCACCCCGAACCGCAUUCUCUGCCGAGGCGGGCAGCGUCGCCAUUGGCCGCGCAGGAAACCUACUGCGUUCUCAUUGGCUGCCGGCAUCGGCCGAUUGGGCCGCGGAACGGAGCCGCCGGGCCGCCCGCCGGAGCUGGGAGGGAGCGACGUGCGGACCGUGGCGGUAUCCGCGGGAAGAGCGCCGAUGGACCUGCUGCCGGACCCCGCGCCCCUGGCUACCAGGCUGAAGAACACUCUGCUCCGCUACCACAGCAUCGCUGACAGCGAGUGGCGGUUCGCCAGGAAAACUAAAGAUGCAGUGGUGUGGCGUAAACCAUCAGAAGAAUUCAGCGGAUACCUGUACAAAGCUCAAGGAGUGGUGGAAGAUGUUACUAACAGAAUAGUGGAUCAUAUUCGUCCUGGACCUUACAGGCUUGACUGGGACAGCUUAAUGACUACAAUGGACAUCGUGGAAAUGUUUGAAGAGAACUGCUGUGUGAUGCGCUACACCACUGCUGGACAGCUCUGGAACAUCAUAGCACCAAGGGAGUUUGUUGAUUUUUCUUAUACCACAAGCUAUGAAGAUGGGCUUCUAUCAUGUGGUAUAAGCCUUAACUACGGAGAGGUGAGACCUAAUUUUGUCCGUGGAUUCAAUCACCCGUGUGGCUGGUUCUGCGUCCCUCUUAAGGACUGUCCUAGCCACAGCCUUUUGACAGGCUAUAUUCAGACCGAACUGCGAGGGAUGCUACCUCAGUCUGCAGUAGACACUGCCAUGGCUAGUACCCUGGCCAAUUUCUACUCUGACCUCAAAAAGGCACUGAAAUCAUAAACAAAAACUGACUUAGAAGCCUGUGCAUUUCUUGCAAUCAAAUUAUAUUGAUUAGUUUAACAUAGGUUAACUACUGAACGCAAAGGUGAAUAACAUUGUUCCUGAAUGAUUCCUGAACCUGUGUGUAGAGGGACCCAGACAACUUUGAUGUCAUACUUAGAAUACAUUCCUAUUUCACAGCACAAGAUCUUUUUUCCUGCUUAGCACACUGCAGCUGUGUGAGUACUCUGAACCUAUACAUCCCUUACUUCCUUAGGUGGAAAACAGAAAAUGUGAAUGUAAAUUUGAAAAGUUGAUCAGAAACUUGGCUCUCAACAGCAGUACAGAGAGUAGAGUGCUCAGGAUUUUGUGUGUGCACAUUGCUGUACAGACAGCAGCUCAUAGGAGAUGCAAUUUAUAUAUAUAUAUAUGUUUACAGAUUAAGUUUUUAAUUUAUGUAGUUUGUACAUUUAAUGCAUCUUUAAUUUCUAUGUUAAUUUGCUUUGCUUUAUCAUUGAGAUGGUCCGAAGCCAUACUGUUAAACAGUACUAUUCAUAAGAAAGCUAUUUGCUCAUGUUAGCAAAUGAAGUAUUUAUUACCGGCAUUUCUUCAAUGUUGUAACUGCAGAUUGUUAACUGUUGUAUAUAACAGUCUCAGUGCUUAGAUAAAGAAAUGCCCUUACAGCUGAUCCAAAGCUAGUGUAAGUCAUGAGGUGUCUUUCCCUAGUUUUUAGUGGACUUUUAAUCACAUAUGUAGCUGUUAAAAUAGCAAAAAAUAGCAAACCUGCAAUGGUUCCUCUAUAGUACUUGGCACUUCUAAAUAGUUGUUUUUACUAAGUUUUGUGUGGAAUUGUGUUUUCUAGCUUAAGUUUUGUCUUCCUUAGCUGAAAACCCUACAGAUACUAAAACUACAGAUAGUAUCAUUAAGUUGCUUAGGCAUAGGCUUUGGAGCAGAGCAGCACAGACUACCAACGUCAUGGAACGGUACAGUAGAGUUUUCUGUUGAAAUUUCUAAUAAGUGAACUAAGCAUCUUAAAAUAUGGCUGACUGAAUGUCAAAAAUACAAGCUAUAGGUAAGCUCAGAGCCAUAGGAAGGUGGAGGGUCAUGUUUUUAAGGAUAUUUAACCACCAAGCGAUGCUGAUAGGCGUGGGGACUUUGGAAAGCCUUCUGUCUGUGCUGCUAGGUCCUUAGAUCUGUUUAAAACCUGACACUGAGCAUUCAGUGUUGGUAUGCAUCCAUUUCUCAGUUGAGAUUGUAAUUUUCCCUGUACUUUACCAGUGCAAGCGUAGCUGUGUUGUAGUUUGGGAAGAUACCUUGUAGCCUAGUGUUUUGGGGCCAGUAAUACAAUUAGUACAAUUAGUAGUACAAUACAGUUUUGGUAGUGGACUCUAAGGAAAAUGCAUUCACAUGGUAGAUGUUCCCCUGGAAUAUUGGCUCUUUGGGCAUUAGCCACUGCAAAAAAAAGAAAAAAGAAAAAAGACACCAAGUAGUAAGAAUUUUUCAAGUCUGCUUUAUGUGUUAAGGUAUAUAGCACUGUUUAAAAUGCUUACAGAUGAUGACAUGAAACAGCCUUUGUUGUCUUAACAAAGAAUUCACUUCUCUGUGGGGUUUUGUGUGUUCUUCUGUUCCUUUUAAACUCCUUGGUUAGUCUUCCUGUCUUUCCUGUCUUCUUUGUUUCCCUCACAGCCUGGAAGUUCAGAGGGUGCUCUUUUACCACCAAUCAUACUGAGUAAUUACUUUCCCUGGAUGCCAGAGUGUGCUGCUUUCUGGUGGUACUGAUAAUUGAGUAAGAAAGCCCUAGCAAUACUGCUCUGUGGCAUGAGUGCUGACAUGAUUACAGAGGAAGCUGUGUUUACAGUGUACUGUAUUUGUUUUUCCCAAUUACAUAGGCUACAUAGAUAGUCAUUAAUCUGCAUAUUCAUUGUAUUUUUUUUAAGGCUUCAGGUACUAAUUGAGGGAUUGUGAUACAGAUAUAUGUCAGUGUCUUCAUAAAGAGCUCAGUUUAAACCUACAGAAGCACUUCACUGCUGGAGAAGCAAGUCAAAAGGAGCAUGAGACACUUGUAGACAUGAGGAUGAUGUUUGCAGAGCACUAGAUGCUGUAGAAAAGAUCACAAGGUCCCUAUUCAGAUACCCUGUUUAAGGACUCUUGCAUCUCUAUAGAGUUAUCCAGCCUUAUUUGUAUGAGGUAAAAUGGCCUUUUAAGCUUUCAGAUGAAGAUAGGCUGAUGAAGCACAGAGCAGACAAAGAAAGAAGACUUGUAAGAAAAUUCUUGGAAUAUUUUAAUAUUUGAUAAUGUUUUUUAAUAUACAUAUCUCCAUGCAUGUUUCUUUUUUAUCAGCAGAGUUGUUUUCAGUAUGAGGCCAAGGAAUGGAAAGAUGUAGUGAAUGAGGACAAAUAUCCGAAAGCCAAGUGGGCCGUUUAUUUUGCAUUAUGAUGCAUUAUAAUUUGUUGUUUAAAAACCAAGUAAACUGGCUUUGUGUGUUUCAAUAGAUGUAGUCUAUUGUUUCUGACAAUGAGUCUGAACGUUCAAGUGAAUAACAACAGAGACUACAGGAGGCAGAGACCAGAGCCAGAUCUUUUUAUGUCAGCAUAAUACAGUUCUACAGUUUUCAGAUGAGGAAAAUACAUGGAAGGUGCCAGCAAACCUUAUGGAUUUAUUUUGGAUAUUCUCUUGAUUCUAAAAAUGUUCUAAUUUAAGAGUGCAAUGAUGGACAGUGUGCUGAUGACUUCAGUAGUGAUGCAUUGCUGUUACCUCUUUGCUGAUCAUUUAAAGCAGUUGAGCUAUAGAGUUACACAGAACUGUAAGAAAGGUGUCUGGUUUCACAGAGUAUUGUAUUUGAAGUCACGACUUAUUUUCUUUUCAUAUAGCUAGGGAUUGAAAGGUGUGAGGUAUUGAGGCAGAGCUGUUCUUUAACCAGAGUACAUUCAGAACCAGAAAAGCCAGUAUCAAGAACCAAUCAGAUCAGAAGAAUUUAUUUCCCCUCCCAUGGUAUUGCUUUCCUCCUAAGUCAGAGAACAGUCUGGAUUGAGCAAGACAGUAAAAAAUAGGAAGGGAUUUGAGGGGAUGAAACGCAGGAGCACAUACUGUGCUUGUUAGUAGAUAGUGUAAGGCAGAGUAAAUUACUUUGUAUACUUUGCUGUCAUCAGUACAGCAACAGAAUUUAUGCAACUUUGUGAGAUUUGCCAGUGUUUCCAUUGUUGGGAAGAGGCACAUGCUGCCUUCAGUACUGGAACUCAGUGUUUCAGCAAGACUGUGUCACUUGAAAUCAGCUUCUGAAUGAGGUAACCAAGAAUAAAUGGCAGAUAGGUGUCAGUUUUUGCUAGGGAAAAAGCAUGUAUAUAGACACAUCAACAAUAUUUUUAUAUAGCUAGUAAUUUAAAAAACAAAAGAAAAACAAAAAACUAUUCAGGGGUUUAAGCAAUAUAUUUGUUUAUUUUAAGUCUGUCAUUUUAACUAUGUCCUGUAUGUGUGGAUGGGAGAGAUGGCUAAAGAUAAGACAAUCAUUAUGUUCAGCUUUUAUUUGUCAUCUAAAGCCUCCAGCAUUGAACUUUCUUUGUAGCUGUGCCACUUAUUUUGUUUGUGCAGUAAACAGAUGUUGAGCUAAGUGCACUGUUGAUGCAGCCCGAGGUGCUCCACCACACUGGUGAGAGGUGGAGCAGUACCUCAGCCAGACACUGUGGGAACAGCACAAGCCCUAAUCUCAAAUUUGAUUAUCUUGCUAUGUUUUUAGUGGAUCAGAAUGUAAAAACAGUGUAUUCCUCCAAUGAUCCAACAGUGUAUUCCUCCAAACAACUAGAACUGUUUUGAUAGCAUGAGCGAGUUAUUCGGCUUACAGGUCCACUGCGGGAAAAGUAGCAACAGUUCUAUUGAACCCAAUCAAGUUAGGCCUUUAUUUAGAAAAUGAAAGUCAGUCUGGCUAAACAGUGGUUUGAAAGACUGUGUUAAGUGCUUAAGGUAUUUGUGUUUCUAUUUUGAAUGCAAUUACAGAAUAAAUUAAGACAUGAAUGCUAACAGACACACGGCAUGGCUUUUUCAAUACUUGUGCAGGUAGUGUAGUAUUCAGCUACUUUGGGGGAGUGAUGUCUAAUGAUGUAUCUCAUUUUCCUCUGUCUCUAAUGUAUCAAUCUCCAUAUAUUUAAAAGCAAAAACAUAUAUCUUUACUUAGAGUCAUGAUUCAGCCUGGGAAGAUGCACAAAUCAGACUUGAAUUUCUGCUGUAUUAAAAUCUCUUGGAAAAUACACUGAUAGUAUUCUCUCACAGCUUAUAUUCUAAACAUUUUUUAGUGACUCCAUUUGCUGUGGAAGAACUUUUUUUUCUUGAUUUUGGUGGUUAAUAAAGCUAUUUCUUAAACCUGUUAAAAGGUAACUAACAUUAAUUCAACUUAAACACAGGUGCAUUUAACAUCUUGCAGAAGGCAUGUAGAUGGGCAAUAUAGAUUUAUGUGCUAGAACAUUUAUUUUGACAUGUGUUCAACUAGAGCUUAAACAAAUGAAGAAAUGCCUGUACCUUUUGGCUUGCCUGUGCUGCAUUGAGUGAAGACUCAUUGUCUAGGACUGCAUCUACAAAAGUUCAUCUGAAAGUAAUGCCUCUUACUUAUUAAAGUGGAAACUAUGACCAAUACAGAGAGCACAAUAGCAUUAGUAGAGCAAAUUUCCAUCUACAGUCUUUUUCAACACAGUCACUAUUAGCUAUGCAUUUUUGCCAGACAUGAACAAUAAGAGUCUGCAUGCAGCAUACAUAAUAGUCUGCACCAGGGGAGGUGACCCACUGUCAUUUCUGCUGCAUGCAACAGAACUUAAUUUAAUGUGGUUUUGUUUUAUUAAAACAUUAAAAAAGAGGGCAACAAAAACAUAAGAACAGUUGAAUAUGUGACCUUGCUUUUGUAGAACUGAUAGAUCAUUGUAGUUCAGUGGCAGAGGCUGCAAUCCUUAGUGAGCUCUCAAGUUGCUCAUCAGAGAUUUUUGAUGAAAUUUUACUCUUCCUAUACUUCGUCUUUGAUUGUAGUUGCUUACAAAUGUGCGAACUGCCGAAAGUGAUGACAUGAAUCAGGUGUGAUGGUGGAGUGAGGGGUAUUUCUCUGUGGUAAGAAAGGUCUUACGGAAGUCUGAUAAAGAGACUUGAUCACAUUUUGGAUUGCACCUCCAUACACUCCAUUAAAAAAUUUGCAGGUGACGUGUUUAUGUUAACUGAAAAUAGGGUUGCAAAUAAAAAAAAACGAUGAUUUUUUUGGCUAUUUUGAAACUUAGUUUCAAAUUCCUUUACCAAAAGAGAAAGCACAGCUGCAUAUUUUCACUGCUCACAGGACUGUGUUUAGCCCAGAUAGCACAAUGCAUACAAAUAUUUGCCGCAGAUUGAGAUGGCACUGCACUGUGCCCUCCUUGUGUGCCAGUUUCAGCCCAGAUGGAGCUAAUCGUGCACCAGUGUUCAGUUGGUGCUCAGUGUUGGUUGUGCCUGGGACUGGGCCAGGCCAUGCAGUGCGAAGAGCCACCACCGUGAUGGAGCAAAGCAAGGAUGGCUGCAUUAUGAGCUUCAGAUACCCUGGCCUUUCAGAAGAUCCAUCUGUCGGGUUGCUGUAAGUGGAAGAGCAACAGGUACCAAUUGUCACAAAAAUGGAGCUCAGACAGCAGUACUGCACCAACAGGGAUUGCUUGCUCCCCGUUCAUAAUUUGAUUCAUCAGCUAGAAAGUCAGAGUGAUCAGUGAAACUCACUCACCUUUUAACAGCCCCAUACGGCCAGUGUGUAAAGCCAAUGGAAAACAGAGGCUGAUAGUAGAUUACCGUGGCCUGAAUGAAGUCACACCUCCAUUGAGUGCUGCUGUGCCAGACAUAUUAGAACUCCAAUAUGAACUGCAGUCAAAAGCAGCCAAGUGGUAUGCCACCAUUGACAUUACUCAUGUCUUUCCAUUCCUUUGGCCACAGAAUGUAGGCUACAGUUUACUUUCACCUGGAGGAACCAGUUGCCCCACAGGUGGAAACACAACCCAACCAUUUGUCACAGGUUGAUCCAAACUGCACUGGAACAGGGCGGUGCUCUUGAGCAUCUGCAGCAUGUUGAUGAUACUGCUGUGGGGAGUGACAGAGCAGAAGUUUUCAAGAAAAGAGAAUGAAUAAUCCAAAUUCUUCUGCGUGCUGGUUUUGCUAAUAAGUGAAGCAAAGUGAAAGGACCAGCCCACAAAAUUCAGUUCCUAGGUAUAAAGUGGCAAGAUGGAUGUGGUCACAUUCCAACAAAUGUGAUCAACAAAAUCACUGCCAUGUCUCCACCCACUAAGAAGAGAAUCUUUUCUGGGUGAAGUGGGCUUUUAGAGAAUGCGUGUUUCAAACUCAUUGCCUCAUUGUAGCCUCACUGUAAGCCCCCUCUAUCAAAUGACACAGAAGAAGUAUUAUUUUGAACAGGGUCCUGAGCAGCAGCAGGUUUUUUAACAGAUUAAACAGGAGAUAGCCUGUGCCAUGGCCCUGAGGUCAGUAUGGACAGGACAGGAUGUAAAGAAUAUCCUCUACACUGCUGCUGGAGAGAAAGGUCCCACUUGGAGUUUGUGGCAAAGAGCCUCAGGAGAGACCCGAGGCCGACCCCUGGGAUUCUGGAGGAGAGCAUACAGGGGGUCUGAAGAGUGCUACACUCCAACUGAAAAGGAGAUCUUAGCCACAUAUGAGAGUGUUUGGGCUGCUUCUGAAGUGAUUGGUACCGAAACACAGCUCCUUCUGGCACCUCAGCUGCUGGUGCUAAACUGGAUGUUCAAAGGAGAGGUUCCCUACACCCAUCAUGCUGCUGAUGUCACUUACAAUAAGUGGAUUGCGUUUAUUACACAACGAGCUUGGACAGGGAAUCUCAGACGUCCAGAAAUCCUAGAGAUGUUCAAGGACUGGCCUGAAAGUAAAAAGUUUAGAACAUCACAAGCAGAAGAAAUACUGUGAGCUAAAGAAGCCCCACCAUACAGUGAACUACCAGAAAAUGAAAUUUGCCCUGUUCACAGAUAGAUCAUGUAGUACUGAGGGGAAACAUCAGAGAUGUAAAGCUGAUAUGUGGAGCCCCACAGGAGCAGUUGCAGAGGCCACAGAAGGAAAAGGACAAUUGAGUCAGUUUGCAGAAGUAAAGGCUGUCCAACUGGCCCUAGAUGUUGCUGAAUGGGAAAGGUACCCAAUGCUUUAACUUUACACUGACUCAUGGAUGGUGGCAAAUGCCUUAUGGGAGUGGUUACAGCAAUUAGAACAAAACAACUGGCAGUGGAAGGGUAAACCUAUUUGGGCUGCUGACCUGAGGAAACACACUGCUGCUCGAAUAAAGGAUAUGAUAAAGGAUAAAGGUAAAGGUGUGUCAUGUAGAUGCUCAUGUGCCCAAGAGUUGGGCUACUAAAAAACAACAAAAUAGCCACCAGAUAGAUCAAGCUGCCAAAAUUAAGGUGACUCAAAUAGACUUGGACUGGCAACACAAGAGUGAAUUAUUUCUAGCUUGGUGGGCCCGUGAGACCUCAGACCAUCAAGGAGGAGAUGCAACAUAUAAGUGGGCUAGAGACCGAGGGGUGGACUUAACUACGGAUGCUAUUCCACAGGUUAUUCAUGACUGUGACACGUGCCAUAAUUAAACAAACCAAAAGGAUGAAACCUUUUAGGGGGAAAGGGCGAUAGCAGAAGUAUAAAUAUGGGGAGGUGUGGCAGGUUGAUUAUAUCACCUUGCCACAAUCUUGCGUGGUGUGCUUACCAUGGUGGAGGCAACAGUGGGUGGCUUGAAACAUAUGCAGUACCCCGUGCUACUGCCCAAAACAACAUAUAAGGUUUUGAGAAACAAGUCCUGUGGCGACAUGAUACUCCAGAAAGAAUUGAAUCAGAUAAUGGGACUCAUUUCAAAAAGUGUUUUGUAAAUACUUGGGCCAAGGAUCAUGGCAUUGAGUGGAUUUAUCAUAUCCCUUAUCAUCUUCUGGUAGAAUUGAACGAUACAGUGGGUUGUUAAAAAACAUUUUUAAAGCAAUGGGUGGUGGAACAUUUAAGCACUGGGAGAAGUAUUUGGUAGAAGCCAUCUUGUUGGUCAAGACUUGAGGAUCUAUCAAUUGCCAUGGUUCUGCCAUCUCCCUACAUACUGUCAAGGGAGAUGAGGUCCCAGUAGUACAUGUAAAGAACAUGGUGGGAAAAGCAGAUUGGGUCUUUCCAGCUUCUGAAAAGCGCAAACCUCUCCAUGGAACAGUUUUUGCUCAGGGACCUGGGUUUACUUGGUGAGCAAUGCAGAAAAGUGAGGAUGUUCAAUGUGUACUACAAGGGAAUUUGAUGUUGGGGGAGUGCAGUUAGUAAUUCCACGUAUAUAUAUUUGUGUGUGUGUGUGUUUAGUGCUUGUCAAUUAUUGUUUAUUUAUGUAUACUAAGCAUGAUGUAGUGAUGUAGAAUACAGGGUGGAAUGUCAUGGUUUUAUGACUUUUGUAAUUGAUAUUCCACAUCAUAACAUCAUGUAGUGCACUGGGAGUUAAAGUGUUAAUACUCCAGUUCCAGGCACCUGAUCCAGAUGAAAAGAACUAUAUGCACCAGAGGACUUUGUUGAUAGAGGAGAUAAAACACCUGGCAAAGUCAAAAGACCUGGCUCUCUCCCCUUCUUCUCACCCUGACUGCACAUUUUGCCUCAGCAUUAGGGUAAGAC
Messenger RNA from Lagopus muta (rock ptarmigan), 9479 nucleotides. It is a transcript of the gene STARD4, whose product is annotated as StAR related lipid transfer domain containing 4. Gene Ontology annotation, biological process: intracellular cholesterol transport; cholesterol transport involved in cholesterol storage; cholesterol import. Bases 255 to 878 code for a protein of 207 amino acids. Gene Ontology annotation, molecular function: cholesterol transfer activity; cholesterol binding. Gene Ontology annotation, cellular component: cytosol; endoplasmic reticulum. The transcript is spliced from 6 exons. Lineage: Eukaryota; Metazoa; Chordata; Aves; Galliformes; Phasianidae. The record is from RefSeq and is a predicted model, not a curated record.